Messenger RNA from Penaeus monodon (black tiger shrimp), 1095 nucleotides. Its product is annotated as zinc finger CCHC domain-containing protein 10-like. NCBI's taxonomy places the organism in Eukaryota, Metazoa, Arthropoda, Malacostraca, Decapoda, Penaeidae. The transcript is spliced from 3 exons. Bases 163 to 633 code for a protein of 156 amino acids. The record is from RefSeq and is a predicted model, not a curated record. Gene Ontology annotation, molecular function: zinc ion binding; nucleic acid binding.
UGUUUACUUCCCGCGGAGGCCGCCGAGGGGGAGAGAGAGAGAGAGAGACACGCGCCAAGGUUUCCGACUGCAGGGCGAGAUUCUCCGCGAGAAGAGGAGGAAGAGGAAGAGAGAAAGGAGGGAAGUAAGGUUGUCUUCGGAGGCGACGCUAGAGGCUCCAGCAUGCCCGUGGGCGCCGGCGGGCUGCUCAGCUCGAAGCCAAAGCCUUCGGCAGAAAAUGUCCGUUGUCAGAAGUGCUUGGAAUUUGGCCAUUGGACCUAUGAAUGCAAAGGCAAAAGAAAGUAUGUGCACAGAGACUCACGUACAUCUGUACUUAACAAGCGGCUGAAACAAGAGAAACAGGAACAACAGGUAGAACAUCUAAAAACUUUGGCAUCACAUAAAAAGAAAAAGGAGAAAAAGGAGGACAGUGAUUCAAGUGACUCAGAUUCCUCGUCUUCAUCUUCUUCGUCAUCAUCUUCAUCUUCAUCUUCGUCAUCAGACUCUGAUUCUGAUUCUGAUUCAUCAUCCAGUUCAUCUUCUUCUUCAUCAUCUUCUAGCUCCUCAAGUUCAUCAGAUUCCUCGUUGUCUUCAGAUUCUUCAAGCUCAGAAGAACAGAGGAAAAAAAAGAAAAAGAAGAAAGACUCCAAGUGAAAACCUUUUUGUUCCUGAAUGUGUGAAUUUUAAAAGAAUGGUUGUUGGUAAAAAAUAAAAAAUAAAAAAAUCUCUUUUGUGGUAUAAGGAAUAGGCAAUGACUGUAUGAAAUUUAACAAUGAGAAUUCUUGGUAUGCCACAUUUACAUGUUGGGACUAUUGAAAAGCUUUUUAUUCACAGAAGAAUAAAAAAUAAAAAAAUAAAAAAUAAAUAAAAAAAACUUGUUGAGAGUAACAAGCUGCUCCUGGACUGCUUCUUUUGCACUCAGACCAGGACCUUCAUGGGACCAGUUGCUAUGCGUUUUUAUCUUUGAGAGUUGCCAAUUGGUGUGAAAUUUAGUUGGAUGAGUGUAACAAAAACAGAAGUUGUAAUUUGUAGACAUAUGAUCUAGUGUUCUAAUCUUUUAUUGUAGUCAUUGAUAUAUUUCUAAAGAAAAAAAUAAAAAGAAGGAUAUUACUUCUG